CGAUGUUGUACAUGUAAUAAUAGAAACCUAGUUCUAAAUUUAUCCUUUAUUGUUGUAAAGAAAGAAUGUAUAUAUUUACUUUAUGCUGAUGGUGGGUUGUGUGUGUGUGUGUAUAUGUGUGUGGGAGGAGGGUAAUAAAAAAAAAAAAGUGAGAUAUAUAUAUAUAUGCUACGAGAAAAAAAGAAGGGAUAUCUUGGGGGAAUAUGGUGGAAAUAAGAAUGCAAAAAAAAAAGAAAAAAAAAACAUUGUUGGCUAUGUACUUUGUAUAUAUAUUGUUGUUGUUUGUUGAAAUCCCUUCUUUGUUGUUGUUGUUUCCCCUCAUCUUUUUUUAUUUUUUUUGUCUUCUCUCCCCCGCACCAACACCCACCCCCGUGUUCUUUUUUUUUGUGUGUGUGUGUGUGUAUGUUAAUUUUUUUUUUUUCUUUGUGCUCUUUUUUUUUUUUUUUUUUUUUU
Messenger RNA from Mucor mucedo, 453 nucleotides. RefSeq lists its product as uncharacterized. The transcript has a single exon. The annotation marks the transcript as partial. The record is from RefSeq and is a predicted model, not a curated record. NCBI's taxonomy places the organism in Eukaryota, Fungi, Mucoromycota, Mucoromycetes, Mucorales, Mucoraceae.